Messenger RNA from Catharus ustulatus (Swainson's thrush), 1813 nucleotides. RefSeq names its product phosphatidylglycerophosphate synthase 1 (gene PGS1). The record is from RefSeq and is a predicted model, not a curated record. Gene Ontology annotation, molecular function: CDP-diacylglycerol-glycerol-3-phosphate 3-phosphatidyltransferase activity. Gene Ontology annotation, biological process: cardiolipin biosynthetic process. The transcript is spliced from 10 exons. The coding region runs from base 1 to 1701 and encodes 566 amino acids. Gene Ontology annotation, cellular component: mitochondrion. Lineage: Eukaryota; Metazoa; Chordata; Aves; Passeriformes; Turdidae.
AUGGCAGCGCGGAAGCGGAAGGCGCGGGCGAUGGCGGCGGGCGGCGCGGCGCUGUGGCGGCGGCUCUCGGCCUGGCUGCCGCGGGGCCGCCUCGGCCUGGCCGCGCUGCUCGGCCGCCUCUCCGACCGCCUCUCCCGCGGCCGCGACCGCGGCGCCCGCAGAUCAUCAUGGCUCCUUCUAGCACCACUACUCACUCCUCCUGUUCCAGUGAUCACAGCUCCACCAUGUUCCCUCUGUCCAGAGGGAGCACACAGGUUCCAGUGGAUCAGGAAUCUGGUCCCAGAGUUCGGGAUCUCCAGCUCACAUGUCAAGGUGCUUUCGUCCCCGGCGGAAUUCUAUGAACUCCUGAAGGUGCAGAUAAAAGCAGCCAAGCAGCGGGUGGUGAUGGCCUCACUGUACCUGGGAACAGGACUCCUUGAGCAGGAGCUGGUGUAUUGCUUAGAAGAAACACUGGAGAAAUCACUGCAAGCAAAAGGCUCACCUGACCUCAGAGUUUCCAUUCUGCUCGACUACACCAGGGGUUCCCGGGGCAGGAAGAACUCUCGAACAAUGCUGAUCCCGUUGCUGCAGCGAUUUCCUGAUCAAGUCCGCGUGUCCCUGUUCCACACCCCAAACCUGCGUGGGCUCCUCCGGCUGCUGAUUCCAGAGCGUUUCAACGAGACCAUUGGGCUGCAGCACAUCAAGGUCUAUCUCUUUGAUGACAAUGUGAUCCUGAGCGGUGCAAACCUGAGUGAUCUGUACUUCACCAAUCGUCAGGACCGCUAUGUCCUGCUGCGGGACUCUCCCGAGAUCGCGGACUUCUUCACGGAGCUUGUGGAUGCCAUUGGAGACGUGUCCCUGCAGCUACAGCAGGAUGAUACAGUCCAGAUGAUGGAAGGAAUGGUACACCCAUACCAGGGAGACAAAGUGGCUUACUGUGAGAUUGCCAACCGAAGGGUCAUGGAGGUCAUCAACUCUGCCCGCUCGCGGCAGGAGCGCCUUCAUGCAAAGACUUUCCACAGCAGCCAGCCAGGCAGCUCCCUCUUAUCCCAGCAAGGCCCUCAAGCAUCUGGGGAUCUGAAACCAGAGCCUGACACCUGGAUCUAUCCCUUAAUCCAAAUGAAACCCUUUGGGAUUCAAAUAGACGAGAUGGUCACAGAGACACUGCUGACAGAGGCUGAGCGGGACGCCAGGGUUUACCUCACCACUGGCUACUUCAACCUGACACAGGCCUACAUGGACCUCAUCCUGGGCACAAGGGCUGAGUACCGGAUCCUCCUGGCCUCGCCGGAGGUCAAUGGGUUUUUUGGUGCCAAAGGGGUGGCAGGGGCCAUCCCUGCUGCCUAUGUUUACAUUGAGCAUCAGUUUUACAGUGAGGUCUGCUACCUGCAGCAGCAGGAGAGGGUGCAGCUGCAGGAGUACUCCCGUGCUGGGUGGACGUUCCAUGCCAAAGGCCUGUGGCUGUACCUGGCAGGGAGCGACCUGCCCUGCCUGACCCUGAUUGGCUCUCCAAAUUUCGGAUAUCGAUCAGUCCAUCGCGACUUGGAAGCUCAGGUUGCGAUAGUGACAGAGAAUAAAGCCUUGCAGCAGCAGCUGCAUCAGGAGCAGGAGCAGCUUUACCUCUGCUCAGGUGUGGUCUCAACAUCAACGUUUGAGCAGCCAAAUCGUUAUGUGAAACUGUGGGUGAAGCUGGUGACACCUCUGAUCAAGAAUUUCUUUUGAAAGAACAAAAAUUGCUGCUUUGAGUUGAAGGUCCAGACGUAGGUGGGGCCUCGCAUCCGUGUCUUGUAGACGGGACAUUCGUAGACGUUGGUGGUGUCCAUGCGGUCCACGG